Messenger RNA from Mixia osmundae IAM 14324, 2430 nucleotides. RefSeq lists its product as uncharacterized. The coding region runs from base 1 to 2430 and encodes 809 amino acids. NCBI's taxonomy places the organism in Eukaryota, Fungi, Basidiomycota, Mixiomycetes, Mixiales, Mixiaceae. Gene Ontology annotation, cellular component: exocyst; membrane. Gene Ontology annotation, biological process: Golgi to plasma membrane transport; intracellular protein transport; exocytosis. The record is from RefSeq and is a predicted model, not a curated record. The transcript is spliced from 12 exons.
AUGAGCACGCUCCUCGGGCCUCGCAAGGCGUCUCGACGACCACGCUAUGACGACGCACAGAUUGAAGCUCAGCUCGAGUCGCUCUACUUGCUCUCGGAUCUCGGCCUAUCACUCAAGCACGACAGCACAGAGCAGAUUGCGCCUAUCUUGCGGAACAUACAGGCAUCCGGUCAGCAGGAUGCUUUCGCACGCCAUCUGGACGACUUUGUGAGGUCCAAGGAGGCAGAGAUAGAGUCUGUCUGCAAGGACAACUAUCAGGACUUUGUGUCGUCAACUGAAAAGCUCCUCAAAAUCCGUCAAGGCACCGUCAACCUGAAGCACCGCAUUGUCGAACUGGACGAGGACAUACAGAGCAAAGGUGGCGAUCUUGCUGCCAGAAAACGCGACUUGCUAGAAUCGAGACGCGUUGGUGCCAACAUCGACGAAGCGAUAGAAACGCUCCAGGCGUGUCUGCGUGUCUUCGAUCUCUUCAGCAAAGUCAGUGAACUCAUCGCUAACAGGCGAUACUUUGCUGCUCUGAGAGCUAUCGAAGAUCUGGAGAGCGUGCAUCUGAAGCCACUCAUGCACCUCCCAUUCGCAGCGCAUAUGCUCUCAAUCCUUCCGACAACUCGACAGGCGAUCCGCGAAGCAGUCACGAAGGAGAUCAAAGCAUGGCUUUUCGAAGCGCGUGAGAGGAGCCAGCAUGUGGGCAAACUGGCCUUUGCAGCCGUGGAGCAACGCAACAAGCGCUGGAAAGCAAAGAAGCUCAAGGAAGACACUGGCAUAGCCCUCUUGCCUCUCGCAAGACUCAACGGACCUGUUGAGCUCGGCCUCAAGGAGAGGCAUGAUAAGGAUAUCCUCGAACAAGGCGAUACCGAGUUUGACUUCCGGCCGCUUUAUCAAUCGAUCCAUAUCUACGAUACCCUCGAUGCGCGCGAAGAGUUGCAAUACAGCUACCAAGAGGAUCGACGGGCGCAAGCCAAUUUGAUCCUGUCCCAGUGUAAUUUCCUUACACCUUUUACCCUUGAAGGCCUCACUACCUUGCUCGAGAACAUCGUCGGCUUCUUCACCAUCGAACACUACGUUCUCAAGUCCACAGGCACUUUCAGGCUCGAGCAAGAUGUGGACGAGCUCUGGGAAAUGGUAUCGCAACGCACGGUCACACUCAUUACAGACGCACUCGCAAAAUGCAGUCAGCCCGAAAUGCACUUGGACAGCAAGCAGGUCAUACUGGGCUUUGUACAAUCACUUGAAGGCUACGGAUACAACGUCGAGCCUCUGCUUGCGCUGCUUUCGAGCCUCUUCGACAACUAUGUCACUCUGCUGACCCAGAAGCUUGGGCGCGAUUUCGAGAAUAUGAUUGCCGAGGACAAUUUUCAGUCGAUGGUAGUGGAGACAAGCGAGCAGCUCGACAAAGUCGCAAGCGUCUGUUGGCUGCCGCUACAAGGCGAAUGGUCUGAAGCUGUCUUGCGAAGUCACGGCUUUCCGCUCGGGUUGCCUUUCUCGCCUACGUAUCCGCUGGCAUGCAUCGAUAUACGCAAUUACAUCGAUCAGUACUAUCAAUUCGUCGAUGGUUUUGCGCAGCAUCGCCGCGACGUGGAUGAUCGUCUGAGAAUGGCAUUGGACACCUUCAUUCGCGAUCGUCUCAAUCCGACCAUUGCAAAAUAUGCCAACCCGUCACUCAACCUGUCGCAACUUUCACAAAUCGUCGUCAACCUUUGCUUCUUCCAGAUAGCUUGCUCCGAGAUAGAGAAAUUACUCGGUUCAUUGAGACUUCUCACAAAGACUGCAAUCGUUCAUCUGACUGCGCCAGAAGCUGUCGCAAAGACGCUCGAUACGACCCGGCUCCAGACAGUACGAUCUGUCACUGGCAAGCUUGACAGCUUCUUCUUGGAUGCGCGCUACGACUGGACGCUCGAACAACUCACCCCUAGACUGCAAAUGCGACCGAGCAAUUAUCUUUUGGAGCUGGUCGACUACCUGACGCUCGUUAUGGACUCGAUGCUGAUACAGAUGCCAAUCGAAGUCCGCAACGACGUAUACUUGGGCGUACUAGCUCACUGUGCAGACGAAUUGAUGAAUUUGCUCAUAGAUGAAGAGCCUCGAAGGAUCAGCGAGGCCGGAUUUGCAACUUUUGCAAAUGAUAUUAAGCAUCUCGUGCAACACGUCAGCUCGAGCGAUUGCGAUGGCGCUGAGGAAGAGCUUUCCGAGCUGUCUCAAAUUGUCUCGCUCGUACAAAGCAACUCGCCGCAAGACUACCUAGACCCGGAUCUGCACGAGAUGGCGUUCGCCAGCAUCACGCCAAGUCACCUCAACACAGUCCUUGUCAAACUAUUGACACAUCUCAAUAGCCUUUCUGGCGCGCUCAACUCUAAUCUCCCUCCUCAAUUAGCAAAGCGCAAGCGUAACUACGAAGAGCUCCUCAAAGCCUUGUCUGCAUCGAAACAAUAA